Molecule: messenger RNA, 712 nt
Organism: Saprolegnia diclina VS20
Lineage: Eukaryota; Oomycota; Saprolegniomycetes; Saprolegniales; Saprolegniaceae
Exons: 1
Coding region: 13-504 (163 amino acids)
Molecular function (GO): phosphatidylinositol binding
Source: RefSeq, a predicted model, not a curated record
GCUUCGAGCAACAUGACAACGAGCCACCUGCGCAUCACCAAGCACAGCCCGAGCAAGACGCGACCGGCCUCGAAUGGCCACAUCCAGUUCCACAUUCUCGUGCAAGAGCUCGUCCCCAGCGGCCGCCGCCACAAGGAGUACGUGGUUUGCAAGCGCUUCAAGCAGUUCGAGAGCCUCCGCGCCGAGCUCAGCAAGGCUGGGUUCGCGACGCCGUCGCUGCCGAUGACGGGGCCGGCCAUGGGCCUCUGGAUGGUAUGGAACAAGGACGAGGCGCUCCUGUACCGCGCCAUGAACCUCCAGCGCUUCCUCGACGUCGUCAACACGUCCGAGACGAUCCAAGCCAGCGCCGCGUUUCGGGCCUUUGUGGGCGAGAGCCCCGACCAGAAGCGCGGCUACACGUCGCUCUCGGGCUACUCGACGACGUCCGAGGCCAGCUUUGUGUGCCACGACCUCUCGCGGUCGUCGUCGCUCUCGCUGCUCGAGCGCCGCCGCCAGUCCGUGUGAUGGAUUUGUGCCCACCCAACACCACCAAACGACACGACUGCCAGUCCGCACCGGACGCAGUAGGACACGCGGCCGAUCCUCCGGCCCGCGACGACGCUCGACCACCCGAGCCGUAGAGUAGUACGCCCGCGCUGCCACCUUUGCAUUAUAGAACUUAGACGCACAAUGUACUAGUACAUGGUAUCACCACGUCGAUGUUUCAUAGCCA